UUCUACUUUUAUUUUUGUUUUUCUUGGCUGUCAGAGCUGGGAGGGUACAGCCGGUUUUGGCAAUGUGGUAUCCACAGUUCUUGUCGGGCUCUUCUAGCGAGCGGUCACAAAAGAGAAAACACUUUCCUCACAUUCCCCAACAAAUUCUCAGUCAAAUAAUAACAAGUCAACGUGUCCGGCGUCAAGUCAAUAUUUGAUUAGUGAGCUCAUUAGCUGGCCAGGACUAAAACGACAGUGAAGGACCUUUCACACAAUGAAACAAUUUCUGUUCCUGCUACUUCACCUGAUUUCACAGCCGCUGAUUCAGUCGCAGACCGCACUAAGCUAUGAGCAAGCACGCCAGGCAGUUCUUACUGCCGAGGAGGAGCUCAUGACCGGUGGACACACAUACCUGAGCACGCAAGAGGCCAAAGUGGACGAUAUCUUUAUGGAAUAUAAACUCGGAGAGCUGUCCCAAGGAUUCCGGAAUGCUGAGCAGAAUGCAGCUGCUCUGCAUUUUUUUAAGGCCAAGCCGCUGAUCGAUCGGAGUGGUGUCUUUCGCUUUCUGCAGAAGAUGCCCAAGGGAGCGGUCCUGCAUCUGCACAAUACCGCUUCCGUGAGCUCCAAGUGGGUGGUCCAGGAUAUAUCCUAUAUGCCCGGUAUGCUGCGCUGCACCACCGCCACGGGUCGCAGUGUCCUGUCCUUCCGGCGGACACCCAAGGAGCACCAGUGUCAGUCGCAGUAUGUCCGUGUGGCCGACGAGCGACAGAAUUCCGUCGACAGGCAGGUCUACGAUCAGAAUUUCGAGCGCCUAAUCAAUCUUUAUACGCCAGUUCCGGAACUGGAAUAUCCCACAAUCACCCAUGUUUGGGAUCGCUUUCAGGACAUGUUUGAUGUUAUCGGGGAUGCCCUCGCCUACUUGCCUGCCUUUCGAGCCUACCACUGGCAGAUGCUCGAGGAGCUCUAUAACGACAAUGUGAUGUAUGCGGAGAUCCGCACCAGCUGCAAGAAGCUUUAUGAUGCCAGUGGACGCACCUUUCCCAGAGAACGAACUAUCCGGGAGCUGUAUGCCUUGAACGAGAAGUUCACCAAGUUACAUCCGGACUUCCUAGGUAUGAAAAUCAUUUUCGCCGUCUAUCGAGGCUACGAAGUGGAUCAACUUAAGGAGACCAUUGAGGAAUUUAAACAAAUCCACGAAAUCUUCCCACAGUUUGUGGUUGGAUUUGAUUUGGUGGGUCAGGAGGAUAAGGGCAAGCCGCUGUAUACUCUGUUGCCUGCCUUGAGGGAUUUGCCACCUACAGCUCGCCUAUUUCUGCACGGUGGAGAGACAAAUUGGUUUGGUGCCUCUACGGACAUUAAUCUCCUGGACGCUCUACUGCUCAAUACUACACGUAUUGGUCAUGGUUAUGCUUUGGCUAAGCAUCCCAUUCUCAUGAAUGCCGUCAAGACACGCCAUAUCGCCGUGGAGGUGAGUCCCAUAUCGAAUCAGGUGCUGCAUCUGGUUUGGGACAUGCGUAAUCAUCCGGGUUCCCAGUACUUGGCUUUGGAUGUUCCUGUGGUGAUUUGCAAUGAUGAUCCUGGAUUCUGGAAUGCCAAAGGUCUCAGCUAUGACUUUUACUAUGCCAUCAUGAGUCUGGCUCCCAAUAAUGCCGGCCUGCGGGUUCUGAAAACUCUGGUUUGGAACUCUGUGCGCUACUCCACGCUGACGGAGGAGGAGCAGACGCGUGCUUUUAAAAUACUGGAGCUAAGCUGGACACGUUUUAUGGAGAAGGUCCUGCAGGGCAGCGUCUUCUGAAU
Drosophila serrata is the source of this 1776-nucleotide messenger RNA. It is a transcript of the gene Adgf-C, whose product is annotated as Adenosine deaminase-related growth factor C. The record is from RefSeq and is a predicted model, not a curated record. Gene Ontology annotation, molecular function: adenosine deaminase activity. Lineage: Eukaryota; Metazoa; Arthropoda; Insecta; Diptera; Drosophilidae. Gene Ontology annotation, biological process: adenosine catabolic process; inosine biosynthetic process.